AAUGUUUUGUCACAUGGAUUUGGGAAAUGUUGAUGUUGCUAUUCAUUGAGCUGUUAAAAUUAAAUGAUAAUAAAAUUGUGCAUGCUCAUUGCAUAAUAAGUUAAAUAGAAAGUCUGUUUAAAAUGAAAGCGUAUAAGCUCUUAACUUCGCCUGAUUAUGGCAAACCAAAAGAACACCAACAUGCGAUGCUUCAAGACAUAACUAGAGCUCACGUGGAGUCAUUCAAUUACUUCCUAAAUGAUGGCUUACAAAAAAUGGUUCAGAAUAUGGAGCCACUUGAGUUCUACUUAGGGGAGGACACACAAGCUGCAAACAGACUUCGGUUUUCUUUAAAUAUUACGAAAGUGAAUAUCUACGCACCUAAAGUCUCUGCUGCCAACAGAAUGGCUAUCAACAAUAAAGUUUAUCCUGCAGAGUGUCGUGAAAGAGGUACUUCAUAUAUGGGUGAUGUGCAGGCUAUCAUUUCUUAUACCUGUAACAAUGGUAAAUCUGGCAGCUUUGAUAAAAUUAUUGGUCAGAUACCAAUUAUGGUAAAAUCUGAUGCCUGCAACAUUGCCAAUUUAAAACCUGCAGCGCUAGUUAGAAGAGGAGAGGAGCCCGAGGAGAUGGGAGGUUAUUUUAUUAUCAAUGGGAAUGAGAAAGUUGUGCGUCUCUUGAUUCAACAGAGAAGAAAUUUUCCUUUGUGCCUAACAAGAUCAUCUUGGAAAAAAAGAGGACCAGAAUAUACAGAGUAUGGUGUGUCAAUACGAUGUGUCAGAGAAGAUCAAAUUUCUAAUACACUUACCCUUCACUAUCUGAACAAUGGAACAGCCAAAUUGUCCUUUGGUGUCAUGAAAGAAGUUUUCUUUGUUCCUGUCGUUUUAGUGCUGAAGGGUUUGUUAGAUGUCUCGGAAAAAUUUAUUGCCGAUGAGUUAAUCAGAGGAAGAGAAGAGGAUACAUUCUAUAAAGGCUGCGUGACUUUUAUGUUGAGACAAAUCAUGUCUGAGGGUCUGAACUCAAGGUCGUCUGUUCUCAGUUUCAUUGGUCAGAGAUUCCGAGUCAAACUUCAGCUACCUGACUGGUACACUGAUGAGGAGGUUGGAAAGUAUUUGCUCAAGAACAGCCUUUUAAUUCAUCUGGACAACAACACAGACAAAUUUAAUCUGCUAGUCUACAUGACCCAGAAACUGUUUGCCUUUGUUCAUGGGGAGUGUGCUGCUGAGAAUCCUGACAACCCAAUGUUCCAGGAGUUGUUGGUCCCUGGUCACUUGAUGCAGAUGGUCCUCAAGGAAAAGCUCGAAGCGUAUCUCUUAGGUAUGAAAGUUUCAAUGCAGAAAGCCAUUAAAAAAAAGGGCAGUGCAUUUCAAGUGACUCCAGCUGAUGUGAGAGAGGCUUCCAAGGCAGUGUCUACGAUCACAAGAGCGUUGGAAUAUCUCCUAUCCACAGGGAAUCUAAUUUCACCAACAGGUUUAGGCCUUAUGCAGGCAAGAGGCUUAGCAGUUUUAGCAGAUAAACUGAAUGUAUUUCGGUAUGCAUCACAUUUUCGAGCUGUGCAUAGAGGAUCUUUCUUUACCGAAAUGAGAACAACAACAGUCCGAAAAUUACUUCCAGAAGCAUGGGGAUUUUUGUGUCCUGUUCAUACCCCUGAUGGAUCCCCUUGUGGUUUGCUGAAUCACAUGACUGCCACUUGCAAGGUUGUUAACAUUGAAGUUGUAUGUGAAAAGUUUCAACUAAUUCUCACAGAGCUGGGCAUGUCCCCCAUUGCCUCCCCUAACCCCUGGCCCGUCUCUGACUGUUACACUGUCCUCCUGGAUGGGAAGAUUGUGGGCUACAUCAAUGCCUGGAAUGCUGAAACAUUUGCUUCCAGUCUCAGAGUACUGAAGAUCAAAGGACAACUUCCAUUUGCUCUUGAAAUUUGUCUUGUGAAGAAAACUGAAGUAGCCAGUCAAUACCCAGGCCUGUAUCUCUUCACCACCGUUGCUAGGAUGAUUCGACCGGUACUGAAUCUUGCAGCUAAUGCCAUUGAGAUGAUUGGUACAUUCGAACAGGUUAAUCUUGACAUCGCUUUAAAUCCAAAAGAGACAUUCCCUGGGGUAACAAGUCAUCAAGAGCUGAAUGAACAAAGUAUGUUGAGUGUCAUGGGCUGUAUGACUCCAUUUUCUGAUUUCAAUCAAAGUCCCAGGAAUAUGUACCAGUGCCAGAUGGGUAAACAGACAAUGGGCACACCACUUCAUGCCUACCAGCACAGAGCCGACAACAAACUUUACAGACUUCAGACUCCACAGAGCCCUCUUGUCCGUCCAGUUGCUUUUGAAGACUACAAUUUAGACGAGUAUCCCAUUGGCACCAAUACUAUAGUAGCUGUCAUCUCAUACACGGGUUAUGAUAUGGAAGAUGCCAUGAUUCUUAAUAAGUCUUCUUAUGAAAGAGGUUUUGCCCAUGGUAGUAUUGUCAAGUCAGAGGAUGUGGAUUUGCGUGGAAUCAGUCGAGAACAUGGUGCCAAGACAUUUGUUUUUGCAUGUGUACCAAGUGAGUCCACUGGCAGUCUUGAUGUUGAUGGGCUGCCACCAAUUGGGACAAAACUGACCAAUGGAGAUCCUUACUACAGUUAUAAGAAUAUACAAACUGGUGAAUACAAAGUUAUGACCUAUAAAGGUUUGGAAGAUGCCACUGUCACGCAGAUUAAAAUACUUGGAGAUGAUCUCGGCACAGAGGAAAUGAACCAUGUUUGCUUUGUCCUCAGGAUAGCGAGAAACCCAACCAUUGGUGAUAAAUUUUCCAGUCGACAUGGUCAAAAAGGUAUUUGCAGUAUGUUGUGGCCUGCCGUCGAUAUGCCUUUCACAGAAUCGGGUAUGGUGCCUGACAUCAUCUUCAAUCCUCACGGUUUCCCAUCUCGUAUGACAAUCGGAAUGAUGAUUGAAAGUAUGGCUGGCAAGGCUGGAGCUCUUCAUGGGAUGUAUCUUGAUGCCACGCCAUUCACUUUCUCUGAAGAACAGCCUGCCAUUGAUUACUUUGGUCAGAUGCUUACAGCAGGAGGUUACAACUAUUAUGGCACGGAGAGAAUGUACAGUGGCAUUUUGGGACGAGAAAUGGAAGCAGAUAUUUAUUUUGGAGUUGUCUACUACCAGCGUCUCAGGCACAUGGUCUCCGAUAAAUUUCAGGUGAGAACCACUGGUCCAGUGGAUCAAGUGACACAGCAACCAGUUAAAGGCAGGAAAAGAGCUGGUGGUAUACGUUUUGGUGAAAUGGAGAGAGAUGCCCUCAUCACCCACGGCACUAGUUUCCUUUUGAAUGAUAGACUAUUGAACUGUUCAGAUAAAUCAAAGUCCUACUUCUGCAUGAAUUGCCACACCUUAUUAUCUCCCUUGUUGGUACAGCAAGCAGAGUUUGAUCCCAGCCAAAACAAAAACACUACCUUCCGCCAUCAAAUUGUUUGUCAGCACUGCCAGCGCCGUGACUCUGUACACUUAAUCACCGUCCCAUAUGUCUUUCGGUAUUUGUUAGUAGAACUGGCCAGUAUAGGAGUGAAAGUUAAUCUAGAAGUGAAACAGAAUUUGUAACUCCAUUGACUGAUUAAGCUCUUUUUGCAAAUACUUGCACUUUAUUUUAGGGCUUCAGUUUUAACAAUGUUCACCUGCUAUGAAAUCAUGGUGGGGCUUUUCUUGAAUACUAUUUUAUUGUUGCUGAAAAUUAUAUCAUUACAGUAAUGUAUAUUUUGUUAUACUUGUUAAUUGGUAAUGAUCUGUAAACUUAAUAUGAAUGUUAAUUUGAUCUGUCAAAGCUUUGUAAGUUGAUGAAUAUCUGUUAUGAAAAAUGUCACUUUCUUUUGUAUGAAUGUUGGAUGCAAUGUUCAAUGUUUGAAUAUGUUGAUAACUAUUUCUAAUAAAAUAGUAAAACAAAUAAAGUUAACUAGUUGAUAACACUGUAAA
Biomphalaria glabrata is the source of this 3908-nucleotide messenger RNA. RefSeq names its product DNA-directed RNA polymerase I subunit RPA2-like. Gene Ontology annotation, molecular function: DNA binding; DNA-directed RNA polymerase activity; ribonucleoside binding. NCBI's taxonomy places the organism in Eukaryota, Metazoa, Mollusca, Gastropoda, Planorbidae. The coding region runs from base 123 to 3539 and encodes 1138 amino acids. The record is from RefSeq and is a predicted model, not a curated record. Gene Ontology annotation, biological process: DNA-templated transcription. The transcript is spliced from 30 exons. Gene Ontology annotation, cellular component: nucleus; RNA polymerase I complex.